Messenger RNA from Gekko japonicus, 819 nucleotides. RefSeq names its product sulfotransferase family cytosolic 2B member 1-like. The coding region runs from base 1 to 819 and encodes 272 amino acids. Gene Ontology annotation, molecular function: sulfotransferase activity. Gene Ontology annotation, biological process: sulfation. The record is from RefSeq and is a predicted model, not a curated record. Gene Ontology annotation, cellular component: cytoplasm. The transcript has 6 exons. NCBI's taxonomy places the organism in Eukaryota, Metazoa, Chordata, Lepidosauria, Squamata, Gekkonidae.
AUGUUCAAGGAAUAUUUCCAAUACAAGGGGAUCAACUUUCCUCACAUCAUCUAUUCAGAACAAGUGCUGCAGUUGGUGGAAAACAGUUUCCAAGUUCGAGAUGAUGACGUUUUCAAUGUCACCUACCAAAAAUCAGGGACAGUAUGGAUGCUGGAGAUCCUAAGUCUCAUCCUCAACAAUGGGGACCCCAACUGGUGCCAAACCGUCCCGAACUGGGACCGGGCCCCUUGGUACGAGACAGUGAUGGGCUACCGGAAAGCUUUAACUAACAAGUCACCUCGCCUCAUUAGCUCCCACCUGCCGAUGCAGCUCUUUGCAAAGUCCUUCUUCAAGUCCAAAGCCAAGAUAAUCUAUACAGUUAGAAACCCAAAAGAUGUCUUAGUGUCCCUCUACCAUUUUGCCUCGAUGUUUCGCCCUUAUAAAGACCCUGGAACCUUGGACCGAUUUCUGGAAGAGUUUCUAAAGGGGGAUGUGCCUUUUGGAUCCUGGUUUGACCAUGUUAAAGGGUGGAUGGACUUGAAGGAUGAGGAGAACUUCUUCUUCAUCACAUAUGAGGAGCUGCAAGAGGACCUGCGGGGAAGCAUAGUCCGUAUCAGCCAGUUCCUGGGCAAGGAUCUAGAUGACGCAGCCAUCAACUCUGUGGUGGCGAAUGCCUCCUUCGAAGCCAUGAAAAGUAAUAAGAUGUCAAACUUCUCCCGUGCACCACGAUUCCUCAUGGACCAUAAGAAAAGUGCUUUUCUUCGCAAAGUUCUGCGUCUUGUGUACAACUUCUCUAGAUCGGCCAGCUGGCCAGUUGACCGGUCGAAUCUUGUUAAUUGA